This is a messenger RNA of Entamoeba dispar SAW760, 846 nucleotides long. RefSeq lists its product as uncharacterized. Gene Ontology annotation, molecular function: actin filament binding. Lineage: Eukaryota; Evosea; Mastigamoebida; Endamoebidae. The annotation marks the transcript as partial. The record is from RefSeq and is a predicted model, not a curated record. Gene Ontology annotation, biological process: Arp2/3 complex-mediated actin nucleation. The transcript has a single exon. Gene Ontology annotation, cellular component: actin cytoskeleton; Arp2/3 protein complex.
AAAGGAGAAUGGGUACCAGUUCUUGUAUUAUUGAGAAUUGAUUUUGCUGCAACUGACAUUAAAUGGUCACCAAAUGAAACUAAAUUUGCAUGUGCUUCAGGAAAUAAACUUGUUGCUAUUUGUAGAUUUAAUGAAGAAUCAAAUUGGUGGGCUUCAGAUCAUGUUAAAAAAUUCAAGUCAACUGUUACUAAAGUAGCAUGGUCUCCAGAUUCACUUACUGUAGCAGCUGCAUCAACUGAUUUUAAGGCAAGAAUUUUUAAUGCUUUUAAUAAAACAAUAGAUCCAAAAGGUUCAUACUCUCCAUUUUCAGAACAAGAACUUUCAUCUCCAAAAUGCAAAUUAGGUACUUUCUUAUUUGAAACUGAAGUUAGUGGAUGGGUUCAUUCUAUUGCUUAUACACCAUCUGGAACAACUGUUGUUUUUGUUUCUCAUGAUUCUUCUAUUUCAUUCAUUGAAGCUAAUGAUGGAAAACCAACUGUUCAAACUAUCAAAUGUAAAACAUUACCAUUCUUAGAUGUUCUUUGCAUUACUGACAAUAAAGUUGUUGCUGUUGGACAUCAUUUCAAUCCAUGUUUAUUUGAACGUGGUGCUGAUGGAUGGAAGUUUGUAAAAGAACUUGAUCAGAAACAAGCACCUAAAUCUACUGGAACUAUGUCUGCUAUGGACCAUUUCAAAUCUCUUUCAUCUAGAGGAACUGCUACAGUUAAGAGUGCUGUAGAAGAAAUUACUACUACUCAUAAGAACACUGUUACCUGUAUUAGACCAAUGAAAUAUGAUGAUUCAUGGAAUGUUCUUGAAUUUUCAACUUCAGGUAUGGAUGGUAAUAUAGCCAUUUGGAAAGCUUAA